Haliotis rufescens (red abalone) is the source of this 2346-nucleotide messenger RNA. RefSeq names its product signal peptidase complex subunit 2-like. NCBI's taxonomy places the organism in Eukaryota, Metazoa, Mollusca, Gastropoda, Lepetellida, Haliotidae. Gene Ontology annotation, biological process: protein targeting to ER. Gene Ontology annotation, cellular component: membrane; signal peptidase complex. Bases 29 to 652 code for a protein of 207 amino acids. The transcript has 6 exons. The record is from RefSeq and is a predicted model, not a curated record.
UUAUCAGACGUGUACUUCCGGUUACAAGAUGGCAUCCGAAAAGAAGGAUUCGAAGACUUCACCAAAUCAGCAGAAAGAUGAGCAGUGGUCUAUUGAAGACAAACCUGUCAAGAUUGACAGAUGGGAUCCCUCGGCAUUGAAGAACUCAUUAGACGAUGCUGCUAAAAAGGUGCUGCUGGAGAACUUUGGCUACACGGAAUCUCACUCACUCAUGGACGGCCGACUUGCCAUCUGUACCAUCGCUGUGGGCUUCGCCAUGUUUGCCCUCGUGUGGGACUACUUGCGACCAUUUCCUGAAUCUCGACCGAUUCUUAUCAUGUGUGUACUGUCCUAUUUUGUGCUGAUGGGCGUGCUCACUGUGUACACAACGUACGUGGAGAAGGGCUACUUCCUGGUGGUGCGGGAGAAGGACCGUGCUGGGAUGGACCCUGACAACAUCUGGAAACUCUCAUCCUAUCUGAAAAAGUAUGAUGAUGUUUAUCAUCUGUCAGCAUCCUUCAUUGAUGGGAAAACAGGCGAGACACGCUCGCGAGACAUCAGCCACUCAGUAGCCAAGUUCUUUGACGAGACCGGAACACUAUGUGCAGACCUCUUUGAGCCGUUGAUUAAGCAAGUGAAACAGAGCCUUGACACGGAGAAGAAGAAAAACUAAUGCAGGGAGGGUUGUGUGUGGGAAAAUGUAUGUAUGUGCUUUGUUGCAGGUGGAGGGUGAGAAUGCUUCGAAUUUUUGGAGAUUGAAAGGGCUGGACUGGAAGGUGGGUGGGUGGGUGGGGGAGACAAUGUUUGUAGGGGAUAUAGGUUUAGGAUCAAAGGGAUCGAGUUUCUGGGAUGGAUAUUAAUCAAAAAACAAAAUCGCCUCCAGGGCUAGUGGGAUUUUUGCUGCUACCCCUGCAAAAGGUAAUCCAUUUGAAAUAAGAAGACAUUCUUUUUUCAAUCUUUAAUGCCUCAAAUGUUGUGCCAAAAUUAAUGUCUAUCUCUGAAAUUUAACAAUGAGAGUCAAGAGGAUGAUAUAUGAUUUACAGCAUAUGUAAAAAAAACAGUGAAUGGGCUUGUAAAAUUACAACUUUUUUAUUUCGGGCUUACGGGCAAGUGUUAAUUUCCAACUUUGGGUAUGGGUUAGGGUGGGGAAAAAGGAGCACAUGAAGGAGGACAGAUUUGAUAUACUGUAAAUCUUGAAAUUAACGCGAGCGUGAACUAAAUGCCAAAAAAGCGAGUGGUCUUUGCUGGCAUUAAUUAUCUUUGCAUUUAUGUCUCCAAAAUGACUAUCAACAAUAAGACGGCUUCACUGCACACUUUGGAUAGCGGAAAUACCAACUUGAAUAUAGACACAAACACGGUUUAUUGAGCAGCAGUUGUAACAAGUAUAUUACUGAUAUAACAAUGUCAUUCAAAGGAUAGAAAAUACACAAUGGGCAUCGGUGAGUUAUCACUGCUGGGGUUAAGAGUUCUACCCACUCGUGUCAAGCUUGUUGACACCUCCGCAUACCAAUCAGUGAACUGUUAUUGGUUCAAUUAUAUUAAUGAUUUUGAACUUCCCUAAUGUAAACAUAAAAACUGUGUUGUUUUUAGGAAAACACUGUUUAUUGUUUUUUACGGAAGAUCUCUACUUAAUUCUAAUAUGCGGUGCUAUUUGCUGUUUGAUUGGAUUAAGGUAGAUUUAGAUUAAGGUAAGGUUGGAUUAAGGUAAGGUUGGAUUAAGGUAAGGUUGGAUUAAGGAAAGGAUAUGCAUCAUUCUACUGGGGAUGGGGUCGGGGGAGUCGCAUUGAUAUUGAGUCGAAUUUGGGGCUAGCAGUCGUAUUAAUUUGGAGACGCAUUAAUUUCCAGAUUUACAGUAUAUAAACAAGGGCACAAUGCCUGGAAUAGACUCAAAUUGGUCCAAAAUGGAAGGAAUGGUAAAACAUUUGAAAGCAAUGGUUUUGAUUGAAAGUAAGCUUAUUUUUAAGAACCUUUGUGUUUGGAACAUUGCUUCCAUGAAGGUCUUACCAUCUAGCUAAAGAAAACAUAAAAGCUCCAGGGUAAGUAAACUUAUGUGUGAAGAUAGACAUAGUCCAUGGAUAGAACGUGGAGUUAACGUUUGUAUGAAAUCUUUGUUUUGUAUGGGAUGUGAAUUGUUCCAGCUGAUUGUCGUAAUGAGAGAUGUGUCUUAUUUCGGAGCCAUUGGUUAUGUUGUUGUUUAUGUUGGUUGAUUUUGUUUUCCCAUAUGUGUUUUCCAUCAACUCCAAUCUGGAACAUGUUAUUGCCUUAAUCAGCUGUACCUCAAUCUGUGUUUUCAUCCCAAUCAGGCUGAAACUGAGAUUGUAUGUUUUGUCAUUGUCAUACAUCAUGAAAUAAAAAAGUAAUUCUUCA